Molecule: messenger RNA, 611 nt
Organism: Phanerochaete carnosa HHB-10118-sp
Lineage: Eukaryota; Fungi; Basidiomycota; Agaricomycetes; Polyporales; Phanerochaetaceae
Exons: 3
Coding region: 177-611 (144 amino acids)
Source: RefSeq, a predicted model, not a curated record
UCAAAUGGAAAUACUACGUGCUCACGAUAGUUCAAGGCUCUACCCGUUCUGUUCAGAAGGAAUGUGAUGUUUGAUAUUCGCCGCAGCCUCCGUUGAUUGCUGCAGCAUCGAACCUACUUCAGACAGCGGCAGAUCACGGCGAGCGUAACGCGAACCAGCAGACUAACCAGACAUCAAUGUACGCGGCACAUGGUAUCGAGAGGCCCAAGCUCCGAGCAGUUCUAUCUGGAAUGCCGCAAUUGGCAUUCUUACUGGUGCUGGUGUUUCAAUUGACAGCCAAGCGUUACCUGUCUCUGGGUCUAGCAUGUGAUAACGGGGCAAACAUGCGCGAUUUCGGCGCAUACGGUGGUGAUUGGCAACAUCGAAUGUUGAAUGCUCGCAGGCCGGGUCCUGGCAGGACGAUGAAGGUAUGCGCAUUCUACCAGAAGGGCUCUCACAAAAGUCAGCAGAAGGCCGUCUUCGUAAAUGUUCUGAGCGCUGCAGUGGGUUUGGAAGCGAUCCACAGUGCACUACUGUUCUCGGUGUUUUCGGAGCACGGGCCUGGUAACAUGCCGAACUUCCUGGCAGGCUCCGACGCAAACAGCCAGACGUUGAAGCCAGCUUUGAGCUAA